AUGAAGGUCAACACAUUCCUCGUCCUCACCCCUCUUGCCACCGUCAUGGCGUCUCCAACCCCUCAAGUCGGAGACACCACCGUCUCGGAGCGCAACCCGCUCGAGGGUAUCGUGCAACGGGAGAUCUGCAGGCACCCGGGCGAGUGCGGCUGGUUCAACUCGGGCCAGUGCGAGUACCACUGCGACGGCUACGGCGGCUUUGACUUCAUGGAGGACUGCGGCUGGAAGAGAAAGAGCUCGAUGCCCAAGGCGCCAUGCUUUUGUGGGAGUGAUGUUGAUGGAAGGUGCAAGUGGCUCGCCAAGUUUCUCUUUCAGGUGCGGUGGAAGACCACGGCCUAG
Molecule: messenger RNA, 339 nt
Organism: Chaetomium fimeti
Lineage: Eukaryota; Fungi; Ascomycota; Sordariomycetes; Sordariales; Chaetomiaceae
Exons: 3
Coding region: 1-339 (112 amino acids)
Source: RefSeq, a predicted model, not a curated record